ACGAUUGGAUUUUUAGCUGACACAAAUAUUCAUUUUUCAGGAUUUUACGAGCGAAAUUUUUAAUUCGUGUUAAGUUUUAGUGUUAAACGUAAAUUUUUGGUAUUUCUUGUACUACUACAGUCAGUAUUAUACUAGUCAGUAUAAUAAAACUUCAAUUCAAUUCAAUUCAAUAAAUAAGUAGAUUUUUUCUAUUACGAAAUCCAGAUGGAUCUGAAGAAAUGGGAAUGCCCCACGUGCUCGAAAACCUUCAAAAACAAGCAUCACUUCAAUAGACACGUGAUCACACACGAUCCCUAUGCGAAGGUGAAAUGCGAGAUUUGCGGGAAAAUUUCGAAAAACCCGGUCGUCUUGGCGAGCCACAUGAAAACUGUUCACGGCUCCCAAACCCGUCCCACUUGCGAACUUUGUCAUAAGACGUUUUGCAAUUCCUACUCUUUACGGGGGCACAUGGACUCCAUGCACGCAUCGGUGGAACGACCCCGUUUCCCAUGCACGUUUCCCGCCUGUGAGAAAACCUACGCAAACCAGAGCAAUCUUUCCCAACAUGUGAGUACUGAACAUGCCGAAAACCCGGUCCGAUUUCGGUGCGCACUUUGCGGGAUAGAAACUAAAUGCCGGUCAAAUCUUGAGCGUCACAUUUUAACCCAUACGACCGAGAAGACGCAUACUUGUGCCACUUGCGGGAGGCGUUUCCCACAAAUGGGGGGUUUGAGGAUGCACGAGAUGACACAUUUGGAUAAGUCGACACGAGAAAGUUUUAGGUGCCCGCUUUGUCCGCAGACUUUCCAUACCGGUUUAAUUUUACGCGGGCAUAUCCGCCAUGUUCAUGAAAAUCAGAGAAAUUAUGCCUGCACAUUUUGUGACAAGAGUUUCUCGACAUCAAAUAAAUUGAACCGCCACGUGAAUGGGGUGCACCCCGCGAACAAGGAGAAAAUUCAUUCCUGCGACAAAUGCGAGUAUAGGAGUAACUCAAAGGAAUAUUUAGCUUGCCACCAACGACGGCAUGAUGCCAAGAAGCAUGAAUGUUACUUUUGUGGAGAGAAAUUCGUCACCUUUUCAGACUUGGUCAUCCACUGCGGUCGCAGGCACACCUUGGAAAUAAAAUAAUUUGUGUAACUAUUGUUUUUCAUCUGGUAAAUAAAUAUGCUGUUCGAUUAAGACAAGAAUUAGAUUUCAUGUCGUACACUGUAAAAAAAGUUGAGUGAAAUUGCCACCAAGACAACAAUUGAGUAAAAUUUACCUCGCUAAAGUUAAAAUUUACGCAAGGUUGAGCAACAAUCUGCCAAAGUUGGAUAAAUUUUAACUUUUGUUCUCGUGACAAUUUCACUCAAAAUUGAGUAUAUUUUACUCAAUAUUUUUUAGAGUGUAUUGACCCCGUCAGAAUGACCCGCGUUAUAUUAACCCAAGCGAUAGAUUGACCCCAGGCAUGGUUUUUUGAAAUCGGUUGGAAAUGUCGUGUUGGCAACAUGGUUUGUACAAAUUUAUGAGGUGUGAAUAUUAUAUGAGACACUAAAUAUCUGCUACUUAUUGUACUUACACGCUAAUAUUUAAAUUUAUUUCAUGCUCAAGUAAAGGUACAUAAAAUUUUUCAAUAAAAGAUUGAA
Messenger RNA from Folsomia candida, 1604 nucleotides. Its product is annotated as gastrula zinc finger protein XlCGF46.1-like. Gene Ontology annotation, molecular function: chromatin insulator sequence binding. The record is from RefSeq and is a predicted model, not a curated record. The coding region runs from base 205 to 1107 and encodes 300 amino acids. Lineage: Eukaryota; Metazoa; Arthropoda; Collembola; Entomobryomorpha; Isotomidae. Gene Ontology annotation, cellular component: chromosome. The transcript has 3 exons. Gene Ontology annotation, biological process: regulation of transcription by RNA polymerase II.